AGAUAAUUUCUUUCCUCUGUGGCCAAGCCAAGGAUGAAGAGAAGAAGAAGUAUUUUUUACGUCAGAAUAAGGAAAUUUCGGGAAUGUAGGGACAGGAAUAUUUUCAUCAUUUGAAAAUAGCUUUCCAAGAUACUGCGAAUAGUACGAUUAAUAAAUUUAACCAGAUGCUGAACAAUGCAUGAGUCACUUUCAGUAAUGAAAAAUCGUGUUUAUUACGCUGCUAAAGAUGGAAUGGCCAUAGCUCUGUACACUUUAAUAAGUGAAAUAGACAAAAUACAAGCGAAUCUCCUAAUAAAUGAGAAAAUAUCUGAAGAAGAUGGGCAGGAAUAUACACCACUCAUAGUAGCAGCUAGAAAUGGACACGAAAAAGUUGUACAAAUACUUUUGAAAAAAUUUAGCCCUGAUCUGGAACAAGAAGGCACUGUCAAAUUUGAUGGUUAUGUUAUAGAAGGAGCUAGUGCAUUAUGGUGUGCUGCUUGUGCAGGAAAUCUAAAUAUAUGUAAAGCUCUUGUGAAAGCUGGGGCAGAUGUGAAUCAUGCCACGAAAACCAAUUCUACUCCUCUCAGAGCCGCGUGUUUUGAUGGAAGACUGGACGUAGUUAAAUACUUGACUUACCACAAAGCUGAUAUAAACAUAGCAAAUAAAUAUAACAAUACAUGUCUAAUGAUAGCAUCGUACAAGGGACACUUAGAUGUAGUUAGUUUUUUACUAGAAAACGGUGCCAAUCCUAAUGAAAAAGCUCUCUGCGGUGCCACCGCCAGCCACUUCGCAGCCGAAUGCGGAUACCUCGAAGUGGUGAAGGAACUCCUCAAGUACGACGCCAAAUUCUCGAACAACGACGCCGGCAUGACGCCCAUCAAAGCUGCCGCUGAAAGGACAAGGUCGGACGUCGUUGAAUAUCUGGCGCAGAGGCCGGAGAUCAGUCUUGAGGAUAGGAUCGAAGCGCUCGAACUACUAGGGGCAUCAUAUGCGAACGAUAAGGAAAAUUAUGAUCUAGUCAAGGCAUAUAAGUAUAUGCACAUGUCGAUGGAAUUGAGGUUCAGUGAUCCAGAUAACCCGAUUAAGAAAAAAUUAAUUACACCUAUUCCGGCUUACGAAAACUGGGUUGAAUGUCAAAACGUCGCUGAGCUCGAAGCCCUACUAGGCAACAAUAACAGCUUACACAUGGAAGCUUUGACCAUCAGAGAACGGAUCUUGGGUACUCAGAAUCCAGAAGUGCCCCAUCCUAUUAUAUACCGAGGAGCAGUUUUUGCCGAUAAUGCACGUUUUGACAGAUGCUUGGAAUUGUGGUUGCAUGCCCUCAAGCUUCGACAAAGAAACUAUGUAUCUGUUGUCAAAGACCUCCUCAGGUUUGCCCAGGUUUUCUCCCAGAUGUUACACGUGGGCGUUAAGGUUUCUUACAAUCACGUGUUUGAAGUAUUAUCAGCUGCUAUAGUGGAACUUGAAAGAAACAAGAUGAAAAUGGUGAGGCCUGGCCCUAAAGAUGAUCCCGAUACUGUAAUGGUAAUUUACUUAUCUGUAGAACUCUUGGACGAUAUUGAGAGUAACUUGACAACUACUUUGUACCUGUUAACUAUUCUAACAAAACUAUUGAAGCAGUGCUCCGACGAAGAAAAGUUCAAUGUCAACCGAAUGGUGUUCACAUUGAACCAACUUGAGGUUACGCUAAGAGAUGGGCAAUCGCUGUUACACCUGGCAUGUAAUGCAGAAACGCCUGUGGAUGAUUUCCAUACAAAUGAUAUAUGCAAAUUCCCCUGCGCAGAGACGACCAAACUUUUGAUACAGUGCGGCGCUAACGUCAACGCAAUGGAUGCUGACAGGAAUACGCCCCUCCACGUCAUUGUCAACUAUCAUAAGGCUGUGUCUGAUUUCAUUACGUUACACUCUAUUAUCACAGAUCUGACUGAAAAUGGAGCCCAUCUUGACUGCGUGAAUAAACGUGGAGAGACGCCUCUGGAAUCUUCAGCUACAGGUAGUGUAGCAGAAAUAAUACUCAAAACACAAAUGAAAUUGAGUCUGAAAUGUAUAGCAGCGAAUGCUGUCAAACAGCAUAGACUUACUUAUCAAGGUCAGGUGCCUUUAUCUUUGGAGUCCUUUAUAGAACUCCACGGUCCUGGUAUCAAGAAAGCCUAGUCAAAUUUAGAUUUUUAAGUACAAUAUUUUUUUGAUAAACCAGAUUGUAUAUUGUGUAUAAAUGCAGGAGCUUCUACGUGUUCAAAUGUUUAAUAAAACGUUUUCAAAAAUAA
This is a messenger RNA of Leptinotarsa decemlineata (Colorado potato beetle), 2246 nucleotides long. RefSeq names its product protein fem-1 homolog B (gene Fem-1). The record is from RefSeq and is a predicted model, not a curated record. NCBI's taxonomy places the organism in Eukaryota, Metazoa, Arthropoda, Insecta, Coleoptera, Chrysomelidae. Gene Ontology annotation, molecular function: protein binding.